AUGGGUACAUGCUUGUUUCUGGUUUCAUCGUUGUUACUGCUUCUGAUAAGUGAUUUGGAAACGGCAUUGGGCAUCGUGGAAAGCACCGAAAAUGAGAAUAGUAACGGCGAUAGUGAUACAUCGAGUCAAAAUGAGGAGGAGGAGGACCAAAUUAGAAGCUCACGAUCUCCGAAUUUGGUUGCAUUAGAGAAUGAGGUUGAUGAUGAAGAUGACGACGAUGAGUACUCUGACUCGUAUGAAUACGAUUCGGAUGAGGAAGAUUCCGAGGACGUUCCAGCCAAGUUAACACCUCCACCUGGCGGCUCAAUAAAAAUACGGAGAAGUGGAGACUCUAGACAGAAGCAACCCCAUCCGCCAGGUUAG
Anisakis simplex (herring worm) is the source of this 363-nucleotide messenger RNA. The record is from the annotation of a GenBank genome assembly. NCBI's taxonomy places the organism in Eukaryota, Metazoa, Nematoda, Chromadorea, Rhabditida, Anisakidae.